GAAGAUCGGGGAAGUAAUAGAACGAUAAAAAUAUCUUGGCUAUUUGUUUCACAGUUCCUGUUGUUUCAACAUUUACAAGAGAAUGUUUCCGUUAAUAGUGUUCUGGGGCCACUUUAUUUUGUUAUUUAUUUUUUAUUCUUGACUGGACAAAAAACGGAGUGGUUUGGGACAAACAAGUUGAGCGGUUCACAAAUAUGCUAUAGCCGCCCCACUGUUACACAGUCUGCUAAUAUAAGACAUGCAUGAUGUCGGAUCACCACACUGGGCUGAUGUACUACUCUGGUUGAGAAUGUUAAUUGUUGUCCUUUUUCCCUUACACUAAAUCAAGAAGUGUUUCUACCUCUGGAACAUGGGAAAGAAAUAUAGAAGCAUUUUUCUUCUCUUGUUAAGCAACUAAAGGCCAACCAGUGAAAACCACAGGUCGUUGCCUUGCUUUUCACAACCUGAACUCAUUGACUCCUCCACAAUUUGAUUUUUUUUUUUUUACAAAGAUGUUAAUUUAACUCUUUGUAAUGACUGACUGCAUAUUCUAGAAAUGGUAAAUUGACCUCAGCGAAUGGAGCUCAUCUAUAGAUUCUUUUUAAGCCUAAUGUAGAAAUGCUUUUAAUGAAAAUAAUAGUAGAUCUUAUCAUUUAGAUGUCAAUUAGGCAUUUCAUGGAAGCUCACAUUUAGAAAAUACUUCCGAAAAAGGAACGUAGUUUGUGUUGCUCACUUUUAGUGUAGAAUUAAGAUAUAAGCGUUUAUGUUGGUGGUUCUAAUACACUUGGUAUGCAUUCUUUGUGGUUAAGGUAGGUCUGUUAUGUAUUUCUAUCCUUGUGGAGGCAUAACUAUCUGGAGGACGUUCGCGGUCUCUUUAAGUGUAGUCCGGCCCCUAUCCUCUCGCAAAUUGUCAUCUCACUUGUGAAAAGUAGACUUCGGCAAAAGUUAGUCCACUUGCUCAGUUAACGGAUGUGGUCAGUGCGUCGUAUUUGCGUUGCCUAUUACAUUUCUUCUGGAUAUUCUAGGAUUGUGCUUAUUUUUCUCCUCUGUACAGACCUACAUUAAAAACAAUGUGCAUGACGAUGUGCGUUUGUCCCUGCUAAUCGGAGUACGCAGUGAUAGGCGCACUGUAACUGCGUCUCUCCUGUUAUGUGCUUUUAUGGACUUCAAACGAACGUCAAGUACGUUCCUAAUGGAUGCAUAUGUUUUUGUAUUGACAUUUUGACUGCCUAUGUCGUUGGAUGACCACCUCAUGGAUAUCCCUGAGUUUUAGGUGAAGUUUGGGCUAUGUAUUCAUCAGGAUGGGUGCGAACAAUGGGAAGCACAGUGAGAGUGAGGGUAAGGGAAGUUCCAGCGUCUCCUCCGACGUGAGCUCCAGCACAGAUCACACACCAACCAAACCUCCCAAGAAUGCAGCUACCAGCGAAGACUCUGACCUCAGCAUGCGGACCCUGAGUACCCCCAGUCCUGCUCUGAUUCUCGCUCCACAGACCAUUCUUUCUCACCAUGGCAACCACUCCAGCUCUUCUGUCUCUGGGGAAACGGUUGCCCUCGUGCACCCUUCUCCCGGACACCAUCCCCUUGCCCCCGUCGACCUCCUCCCAGACAACACCCUCCUUCAGAUGUUUUCCCACCUGUCCACCAACCAGCUGUGUCGAUGCGCUCGAGUCUGCCGCCGCUGGUACAACCUGGCCUGGGACCCUCGUCUUUGGAGCACCGUCCGGCUGGGAGGAGAACUGGUCCACGCGGACCGCGCCCUGCGAGUGCUCACGCACAGACUGUGCCAGGACACGCCCAACGUGUGCCUGACCCUGGAGACGGUGGUGGUCAGCGGCUGCCGUCGGCUCACUGACCGAGGCCUCCACACGGUGGCGCUGUGCUGCCCAGAGCUGCGCCACCUAGAGGUGGCUGGAUGCUACAACGUCUCGAAUGAGGCUGUGUUCGAGGUCGUAUCCCGCUGCCCCAACCUGGAGCACCUUGAUGUGUCGGGUUGCACCAAGGUCACCUGUAUCAGUCUGGCUCAAGAUUCCCCUAUGACUCCCCUGUCUCCUCAACAUUGCCAGCAGAUCGCCAUCCGUUACCUGGACAUGACCGACUGCUUCUCACUGGAGGAUGAAGGCGUGCGCACCAUCGCCUCCCACUGCCCGCGUCUCACCCACCUCUACCUGCGCCGCUGCCAGCGUCUGACGGAUGAGGCCCUCCGGCAGUUGGCACUGCACUGUCCAGCUAUCCGCGAGCUCAGCCUUAGCGACUGUCGACUGGUGAGUGACUUUGGACUCCGCGAGGUGGCACGCCUGGAGGGCCGUCUCCGCUACCUGAGCGUGGCACACUGCUGCCGUAUCACUGACGUGGGCGUGCGCUAUGUGGCCCGCUACUGCCCGCGGCUGCGCUACCUGAACGCCCGGGGCUGUGAGGGGCUGACGGAUCACGGACUGGGCCACCUGGCACGCAGUUGCCCGAAGCUGCGUUCGCUGGAUGUUGGCAAAUGCCCACUGGUGUCAGACUUAGGGCUAGAACAGCUGGCGCGGAGCUGCCCGGGCCUGCGGAGGCUGAGCCUGCGGGCGUGCGAGAGUGUGUCCGGGCGAGGGCUGCGCGUACUGGCCACCCACUGCCCCGAGCUGCAGCUGCUCAACGUGCAGGAGUGCGAGGUCCCUGCGGAGGCACUUCGGGUGGUGAGACGGCAUUGCCGGCGCUGUGUCAUCGAACACACUAUCCCUGCCUUCUACUGAGGGUGGGGGGAGGGGAACACACUAUCCCUGCCUUCUACUGAGGGUGGGGGGAGGGGCGUGGGCGGGGGACACACACAUUCUCAUCAUUGACAAAUGGAGUUAUUUUUUCUCCCUGCAUAUUUUUGUUGAUGUUGUUGACUAAGAUAAGACAAUAAUAGAAACUAAGGUCAAACUUUAUAUGGUGCAAUAUUUGCAUUUUAAUAAAGCGAUUGCUGUCCUUUCCACCUGUUAUACAAAGAAUAUUCAGUGUUGGUGUAUUUAUGAAGAGGGAUAUUCUUUUUAAUGCCAUGAAUUCAGAUACUUUGUAAGCUGUUAUGAUAUCAUAUUAUUAAUAUUUACCGCCUAAACAUUAUGGGGUGAGCAUUUGCACUUUAUAUGCAUCAUAGACAUUUUUGUAUCAGUUACUUUUCCAGGUGAAGGUAUUAAGAGGUUUCUGCCAGAUAAUUGAUCAGUUGAUAAAUGUGAUGCUGCUAUGUUUUUUCUAUAUAAAGGGUUGUUUUGUAAUGCUCUAAUGGAUGUGUUUUAGUAUUAAGCUCUAAAAUGGAAGCACUUUUUUUUAUUAAAAACGAAAAGCUA
Molecule: messenger RNA, 3284 nt
Organism: Clupea harengus (Atlantic herring)
Lineage: Eukaryota; Metazoa; Chordata; Actinopteri; Clupeiformes; Clupeidae
Gene: med1l
Product: F-box/LRR-repeat protein 7-like
Exons: 5
Coding region: 1281-2708 (475 amino acids)
Biological process (GO): cellular response to thyroid hormone stimulus; regulation of transcription by RNA polymerase II
Cellular component (GO): mediator complex
Molecular function (GO): transcription coregulator activity; nuclear thyroid hormone receptor binding; nuclear retinoic acid receptor binding
Source: RefSeq, a predicted model, not a curated record